AAUUCUAAAACCCAAACAAAGCCCUUGACUCUACUCCCCAGUGGCAGUGUCUUUGAUGGCGUUAUCAUUUCUUGGUGUUCCGCACUUUGUGUCACCUGCAACUACAUCAUCCACUGUAAAGUUGCAACACUUUCGCAAACCUUGUACUUGUAGUUCUACACCCUUCUUCCGUCUCCUUUCAUAUCCCUUUCUUCACGUUCGGGCUCCGCGGGCCAUUGGGCCCGAUGGGAAGUUCUACCCAAGCCCAGCCGACGACGACCCACCGGAAGCUGACGAGGAUUCCUCCCACGGCUUCUCCACCUUCCAGCAAAUCCAGCGCCAAGCAGAACGCGCGCGCCAAAUCGAAGAAGACGACUACAAGAAGAACCAAUCCACGUACCUCGCCGCCAUCGCCGACGUCGAAGACGCCCCCGACAACGCCCCCUUCGACUCCUCUGAGGAUGACCUCUUUGGCGAAAUCGACAAAGCCUUAGCUCUCAAGCGCAAAGAAUUCGUCUCCCAAGGCCUUCUCCAACCCAAUCCCCCCAAACAGGAUCCACUCCCCGUCGCCGCUGUCGACGAGCUCCAACCAGACGAGCUCGGCGAUUUGGCUGAAAUCGAACGCCUCCAGGGACUCACCGCUGACGGUAACGGUAACAUAAGCAACUCAACCGAAUCUCCGUUUGAAUUCGAUUUUGACAGUUAUGGUAAAACUAAGGUUAGGAUUGUAGAAGGGAAGUUUAAGAUGAGUUUGGCUGAGCUUCUAGACGAGAGUAAGGUCGUCCCGGUGUCGGUUUCCGGUGAUUUGGAAAUCGAAAUUACCGGAAUUCAGCACGAUUCGAGGAUUGUUAGUUCCGGUGACUUAUUUGUGUGUUGUGUGGGGAGUAAAACCGAUGGGCAUUUGUUUUUGUCCGAGGCUGAUAAGAGAGGCGCGGUUGCGGUUGUGGCUAGUAAAGAGAUUGAUAUUGAGGAUACUUUGGGGUGUAAGGCUUUGGUUAUUGUGGAAGAUACUAAUGCUGUUCUUCCUGCGUUGGCUGCCUCGUUUUAUAAACAGCCUUCUACGAAAAUGGCUGUGAUUGGGAUAACCGGGACUUAUGGCAAAACGACCACCACCUGUUUGAUUAAAAGUUUGUAUGAGUCGAUGGGGCUGCGAACCGGGAUGUUAAACUCGGUUGCUUCUUAUGUCCAUGGGGACAAUAAGUUGGAGUUGGGUAAUACAGUGCCGGAUGCUGUUUUGGUUCAGAAUUUGAUGGCCAAGAUGAUUCACAAUGGAACUGAGGUGGUGGUCAUGGAGGCGGGUGCUCAUGGGUUGGGGGAUGGGAAGUAUGAUGAGGUUGACUUUGAUAUUGCGGUCUUCACUAAUUUGAGUCAGGAGGAGGAGGGAGAUAUAGAUGCGCAGGCUAAGUUGUUCUCGAGAAUGGUGGAUCCGGAGAGGCAUAGGAAGGUUGUUAACAUUGAUGAUCCGAAUGCACCCUUUUUUGUGUCGCAGGGGAACCGGGAAGUUCCUGUUGUGACAUUUGCGAUGGAGAAUAAGGAGGCAGAUGUUCAUCCCUUGAAGUUUGAGCUUUCUUUGUUUGAGACGCAGGUGUUGGUUAAUACUCCCACGGGGAUACUGGAGAUUUCGUCCGGUUUGCUUGGGAAGCAUAAUAUUUACAACAUCCUUGCUGCUGUGGCAGUUGGGAUUGCUGUUGGGGCACCCUUGGAGGACAUUGUUAGAGGGAUUGAAGAGGUUGAUGCGGUUCCUGGGAGGUGUGAGUUGAUUGAUGAGGAACAAGCAUUUGGGGUGAUAGUGGACUAUGCCAGUACUCCUGAUGCGUUGUCUAGAUUGCUCGAUUCUGUUAGAGAGCUUGGACCUCGCAGGGUUAUAACUGUCAUUGGAUGCUGUGGUGAGGGCGACAGGGGGAAGAGGCCCGUGAUGACCAAGAUAGCAACAGAUAAAAGUGAAGUGACCAUGCUGACAUCUGACAAUCCCAAGAGUGAAGAUCCAUUGGACAUAUUGGAUGAUAUGUUAGCUGGGGUAGGAUGGACGAUGCAGGACUACCUGAAAUAUGGAGAGAAUGACUAUUAUCCACCUCUUCCAAAUGGUCAUAGACUUUUUCUCCAUGACAUUAGGAGGGUAGCUGUGCGAGCUGCAGUUGCAAUGGGUGAGGAGGGCGAUGUGGUUGUGGUUGCUGGCAAAGGCCAUGAAACAUAUCAAGUAGAAGGUGAUAAAAAGGAAUUCUUUGAUGAUCGAGAAGAGUGCCGAGAGGCAUUGCAGUAUGUUGAUGAGCUUCACCAAGCUGGAAUAGAUACAAGUGAAUUUCCAUGGCGGUUACCAGAGAGUCAUUGAUACAAAAGGCUGUUGUGAUAAAUAUUGGAUUAUUCUAAGUACAAUUCGAGCCAGUAUGAAGAAAAGGGCCUUUCCGUGGUGGGGAGGGCUUUUCUUUGCAGGAGCUUGGAAAGCGCAUGCCCGGAAAAAUUAGGCUUCAGAUUCCGGCCAAAAAUUGGACGGUCGGCUUAGUGCAGUUUAUCCAACCGUUUAUUUUUGUUUAUACAAAUGUAGUCAUAAGUUUUCUUCUCCCUUUCUCUGCUGUCCUUUUCCACUGUAAUUCUACGUGUCAGCUUCCUCUUUCUUUGCUUUGUAGAACUAAUUCAGUCUUUAUUCUUAUAAUAUGGAUAAAAAAUAACAAAUUCAGUCUUUAUUCUUA
Glycine soja is the source of this 2666-nucleotide messenger RNA. RefSeq names its product UDP-N-acetylmuramoyl-L-alanyl-D-glutamate--2,6-diaminopimelate ligase MurE homolog, chloroplastic-like. Gene Ontology annotation, molecular function: acid-amino acid ligase activity; ATP binding. The record is from RefSeq and is a predicted model, not a curated record. The transcript has 5 exons. The coding region runs from base 56 to 2308 and encodes 750 amino acids. Lineage: Eukaryota; Viridiplantae; Streptophyta; Magnoliopsida; Fabales; Fabaceae. Gene Ontology annotation, biological process: cell division; regulation of cell shape; biosynthetic process. Gene Ontology annotation, cellular component: cytoplasm.